AUGUCGGACCCGGACUCCUCUUCGAAGCGGCAGCGCAUUAACCAGGCCUGCGACCAAUGCCGAAAACGCAAGUCAAAAUGCGAUGGAGGUCAGCCGUCAUGCUCAACCUGCGAUAAUCUCGGCAAAGGGUGCACCUAUGGGACGCCCGUGAGAAAGCGUGGCCUGCCAACUGGUUAUGUCAGAGGUAUCGAGGCGUUGCUGGGCCUAUUCCAGCAGUUCCUUCCGAAUGGCGAAUACACUCUCCGCAAAGUACUGCGGGACAACAUUGCUGGCCGCGUAGUCGACAGCGAAUUUUUAGACAACGCAUCAGAUAUUUGGCGAUCUUCCGAUUUAGCGAAGGACUUCGAACAACUACUCAGUUCCGUGGACAGCAAUAUCGCAACCAGAUUGACAACCGACGCAGCUCAGCUUCCGCAACUGCAAAAUCCAAGGCCCACACAUCCGCAGCCGGACAGUUUAAAUCUAUUCGAUAGGCUGCAGCAAUGUGCAGACUUGCCAUCGCCUGAAUAUCCGGCAAAUAUACAAGAAAUAAUCGAUAACUAUUUCCAGACCACUCAUUGCUGGUUCCCAAUCCUUGAACGUCGGACAAUUUUGAAAGCUCUGUACCAUGACGAAACGGGCAUUGAUUCGGAGCAGCAUGAUGCAAAAAACUAUGGCCUCUGUCUGUGGGCAAUAGUCGCCUAUACGUCGGCCACGGUAACUGGCGAGUCCAAUUUGUAUGGCUCGGCCCAUUCAGAUAGUAUCCAGACUUACGUCAGAUUUCGCUUGACUAAGAACGAGAACUGCUUUUCAAUCGGCAGUGUGCAGGCACUUUGCAUCUUAGCACUAUUGAACAUGGGUCAACGACAAUUCAACACGUCUAGACUGUUGCUUUUGCAAGCAUUCACUAUGUUAAUAGAUGCUAAUUCCGUCGAUCGCCAAAAUUCCGAAAGAUAUUACCACACACUACAUGGAUGCUUCUUUCUCGAUCAGCUAUUGUCCGCCUACCUAUCCACAACUUCUUUCUUCCCAAACACUUGGUAUUCAGUCAUUGGUCACCUUGACGAGAAUGCUCUAGAAGAAUGGGAGCUUCCGCUACAACCGAAGGGUUACCAGUCUACUUUAAUUGGCUAUGACAGACAACCUCUUCGCACCAUAAGUUCAUUCAACUUGACCUGUGAACUUGUGAGCAAAAUACCCCCUCAGGACGAGGAUAAGCUUGAUCGAGGUCAAUUGCAAGGACUUAUUGCACAUCUGCAAAUCUGGCACUCUAAGCUGAAAAAGCAUCAUCAAUUACCGAGGCUGGGAAUAGCAAUACCGCCUGUUUUCAUUCUUCAUUUGACAUACAGUUUUGUUCUAUUGCUCGUGCUUGAACAGGCUAUGAAGGCUGGGGUCCAGCACAGCGAUCUGAUUGAGAAAGAAGCCAGCACUACUCUAGAUCUACUGGCCCAAUCUCUCAACUCAGGUCAUCCAUUGUAUCGCAAUCCACUCUUGGUCAUAUAUGCAUCUCAGAUGAAGUCUGCUAUUGACUUGUCGCGCAACUUUGCCCCAUCAGAUAUCAACACAAACCUUCGAUCACGUUUCUCUCAAUUUUUUGCGGAUGUCCAAGAGGUAUACAGUUCUAACCGCCCAUUGGCAUCUGGCCAAAACCCUGUUAUGUCAGUACUGCUGGCACAACCGUACCCGAUGAUCGAAUCUAUACUCCUGUAUGAUGAUGAAAUCGCCGACUUCGCUCAAAACCUUGGCUUUCUCAGCAAUGAACUCAACUUCGACUCCAUGGCUUUUCACGGUCCUCCGGAGGCCCCUUGA
This is a messenger RNA of Talaromyces atroroseus, 1788 nucleotides long. RefSeq lists its product as hypothetical. Bases 1 to 1788 code for a protein of 595 amino acids. The record is from RefSeq and is a predicted model, not a curated record. Lineage: Eukaryota; Fungi; Ascomycota; Eurotiomycetes; Eurotiales; Trichocomaceae. Gene Ontology annotation, biological process: positive regulation of transcription by RNA polymerase II; DNA-templated transcription. Gene Ontology annotation, molecular function: DNA binding; DNA-binding transcription factor activity, RNA polymerase II-specific; zinc ion binding. The transcript has 4 exons.